Messenger RNA from Caenorhabditis elegans, 1058 nucleotides. It is a transcript of the gene ZK673.1, whose product is annotated as ShKT domain-containing protein. NCBI's taxonomy places the organism in Eukaryota, Metazoa, Nematoda, Chromadorea, Rhabditida, Rhabditidae. The transcript has 4 exons. The record is from RefSeq and is marked reviewed. The coding region runs from base 195 to 659 and encodes 154 amino acids.
UUUUUCCAUUCGCAAAUGCUGGUGCGUAGUUCAGGGUCAAUCGGCCUAAAGUGUUAGCUUUGGCUCGUUUCCGAUUCAAAAUUUUGCAUCGUAUUAAACCCGAUUACCGUGUUGGAAAGUUUAAUCAUGAAAAUUAUAAACUGUGAAACUAUAAAACCCUAAGGAAGACUAGAUAAUUCUCAAAUUUGCUGAAAAUGUGGAGUCUAAAAUCAACUCUUUGUAUUGCUCUUCUCGUUACAUAUUCUGUUGCUCAAGACUCAACAACGGUUGAUACUACUGCUGCAACAACGGCGACGGGCGGAACAACUGCAACUGGUGGGACCACAGCUACUGGGGGAACUACUGUCAGUGGAGCAACCACUGCAGCGAGCGGAGCAACUACAGCGUCAACUUGUGCAGAUGAUCCGAACACAGAUUGCACCCAAUAUACCUCUUUGUGCUCAAACGCCAAGUAUACUCCACUACUCCAGCAAUUUUGUCCAAAGACCUGUGGAUUCUGUGGUGGUGGAUCCACUGCUGCUCCAGUCCAAUGCGUGGAUAGCUCAACCAACUGCGCCAACUGGGAAAAAAACGGCUUCUGCUCAUCGACAUUCUACGACUGUGCCAACAAAAAACAAUACUGUGCGAAGACGUGUAAACUCUGUACGACAACAUGCUGAUCAUCGGCCCGGAACCUAUACCCGGGCGAGAAGUGUUUUUCCGUCGAAAUCUGUAAAUAUUUUGCUCGUCUGGCUACUCGCUUCUUUCGUUUUUUAUCUCGGUUUCUUCUUGUUUCUUGCUCAAUAAAAUUGGGAGAAAAGUUCCGUUUUCAUUUGAGCCUCUGUUUUUACACGUGAUUAGGUCGAGAGAGGGAAGUCUAUGGAGAAACAGUUGGCCAAGCUUGCCGAGCCAUCUGUCAAUAUUUGAAGUUAUUUUUUUUUCAAUUUUUAGAUUUUAUCAACAGUGAAAUUUAUUUGUGUGAGUGUUUACAAGAAAAAUUUUAUAAAAAAGAACUUGCAAAUAUUUAUAUUGUUUUUUUUUCAUAAACCAUGAUGAAAUAAAGUGUGAUAUCUUUUAAA